AAACUUGCGAUUGUGGUUUGAGACAGGUUUGAGCAGGGUUUGCGUGAGAAAACACACAGUGUCAUGUGAUAAGAGGUCCAAGAUCGGGUUGGUUAGUUAGCGUGCUAGUGUAUUUUUCGUUGAGGUAGCUGGCUAUAAGAACGGUAUUUUUUUUUAUCCCUAUGUUGAAGCAAGCAAAUUUGGUCGCGUGUUCUUUGUAGAAAUGACUAAAAGAGCGUAUUCUUUCGCUGAGUCAUUCUCAUCACAGUAUAAAAUUCACGUUGGACAAAAGGAGUUGAAUCAUCACGGCGUAUUUGGGAACACGUACAGGCAAGAGGUCUUCGAAAAGACGAAGAACCUGCUCUUCAAUGGGACCAAAAUCCGGAAUAUAGAUGCAGAGAAGUGCUCAGCAAUACAGCCAUCGGGGUCAGGUAUGAAACCUGAUGUGAGCCAGACACUCCUGAGGGGACAGACACUGAUUGGGCAGGAUGGCAGACUACAGAGAACUACACCUGUUCAAGGUUCAGCGUUGGCUCCAGUGGGGUGCUGUGUGUGUCAGAAGGCCCAGGGCACCAGGAGGCCGUGCUCCCAGUGUGACCGCCCAGCCUGCCCCUCCUGCAUCCAGCAGUGCGCCAGCUGCUCCAGAUCCUGCUGCUCUGUCUGCACCGUCAUCGACUACAGUGGACAGUAUGAUCAAGUGCUGUGCUGUGGCUGCGCAUCAUAAUCAAGGAUCAAGGAUUGUUUUUAUACAUUUUAGUUGUCAUUUCACAUUAAAUGUUAACUCUCAAAUGUUAUACAUGUGUAUUUUUGUAUAUAUGUAGUUUGUGGAAUAAAUACUUUGCUUGCUUC
Molecule: messenger RNA, 828 nt
Organism: Oncorhynchus keta (chum salmon)
Lineage: Eukaryota; Metazoa; Chordata; Actinopteri; Salmoniformes; Salmonidae
Product: apoptosis regulatory protein Siva-like
Exons: 4
Coding region: 203-703 (166 amino acids)
Biological process (GO): extrinsic apoptotic signaling pathway
Molecular function (GO): CD27 receptor binding
Source: RefSeq, a predicted model, not a curated record